AUGGAAUUUCUCAGAAGAUUUGCUGGAUUCUUCAUCCGACAAGAGAACAUGGAUGGAAGUGGAACAGAUAAUGAAGAUAGGCUGAGCAGCUUGCCAGAUUCUAUGUUAUGUGAGAUACUCUUGAAACUCUCGACAAAGGAUGUGGUUAGAACUAGUGUCUUGUCCAACAGAUGGAGAAAUCUCUGGAGAUCCGUACCUGGUUUGGACUUGAGCUGUGAUGAUCUCCGGGAAUACAACACUUUUGUGAGUUUUGUCGAUAGGUUUCUAGGUUUUAACAGCGAGUUGUGCAUAGAAAAUCUCAAGGUAAAGUACCAGUUAGGUAGUGCUCAUGUCACGCGGUGGAUCAACGAUGUUGUUAAGCGGAGAGUUAAACAUUUAUCAGUUAUUGCCUAUCAUUGGUCGAUUAAUGGAGCCCACAUACCUUCAACAGUUUACACUUGUGAGAGCUUGGUAACCUUGGAGCUCCGUGAAGCAACCUUGCUUAGUCCCAAGUUUGUGUUUUUACCAUGUCUCAAAGUCAUCUCUCUCAUUCGGGUUAAGUUUGCAAACAAUCUGGCUUUCGAAAUGCUCAUCUCAGGCUCUCCACUUCUCGAAAGCUUGUCUCUAGUGACGAUUUCUUUCGAAAAUAUAAAUUGUUUCCGAGUGUGCUCUGAGUCUCUAUUGAGACUCACUCAUUUCGAGAACUACUCUAUUGGUGAAGAUCUAGUAAUUGCUAUUGAUGCUCCCAGGCUACGCUACCUCAAGCUCUCUGAUAUGAUACAACAUGUGUCAAGUUUCAUAGUAAAAGAUCUUGGAUCCCUUGUUAAGGUGGAUAUGGAUAUUGUGUUUAAGCUGGGUUAUGGAAGGAGGUUUCGAUCCCAAUGA
This is a messenger RNA of Microthlaspi erraticum, 864 nucleotides long. NCBI's taxonomy places the organism in Eukaryota, Viridiplantae, Streptophyta, Magnoliopsida, Brassicales, Brassicaceae. The record is from the annotation of a GenBank genome assembly.